AUGGUCACUCCUCCUACCAGCAGCGGUGAUCGAAGCGCGAGAAAUGCGUUCUCCAAGAAUCACAAGCACGACAUGGAGAUCCAGUCGAUAUACCAGAACCAGCAACGCCUACUCGGACAAUUCCAAUACGCGAAGGAAGGUCUGGACGAGACAUCUUUACAGCUCAAUCAAGCGGAGCAGAACAUCUUUCAGCAGUAUGGGGAUGCUGUAGACCAGAAGACGUCCCAGGUAUACACUCCGAAUCCAGACUUGGCGGACGACAUGGGACUAAACAGACUCAGCUACUAGAACAGGCGGCCCGCCAGUCGAUAAUUUCACGAAACAAUCAUGCCUUGGCCGUGAUUUCGAACCUCCACUCCCAGUUAUGCGAACUCGCCAACAAGGUGGAAGGAGAAGCGUUGGUGGCUGCUCAGAAUCGUGUUAAGGAAGUGGAAAGAGAGACCUACUCAUUGAGGAAUGAUGUCCGCCGCUUGACUAAAAGCAAGCAGAACUUCUUGCAGUGUUGCCGUGCUCUGGAUCGGGAGAAGGAGUCGUGCUCGGAUAGUCUACGGGAUGCGCAGGAACAGAUUGAGAUGCACCUUUCAAAGACCGACCGUCUUGUUACGCUGAACAACACGCUUCGCGCGCAGCUUGACUCGCAGACGUCUGAGACCGGCCGUCUUGAUGAGCUGAACAACACGCUUCGCGCGCAGCUUGACUCGCAGACGUCUGAGACCGGCCGUCUUGAUGAGCUGAAUCAGCUGAACAAGUCGCUUCUUGAUCAAAACAAGUCACUGGCCGCGCAGCAGAGCUCGCUUUCCCAGCAGAAUCAGUCACUGGUAUAUCAGCUUGACGUGCACAUCCCAGAAAUCGGCCGUCUUGAGAGACAGAAUAGGUCGCUGAUCGAUCAGAACAAUCAGCUUGUCCAGCAGAAGACGUCGCUCGGGGAGCAGUUUAACACAGAGGCCUCAGAGGUCGGCCGUCUCGGUCGAGAGAACCGGUCGCUUGAAGAGCAGAAGAAGUUGCUUGAAGAGCAGAACCAGUCGCUUGAAGAGCAGAACCAGUCGCUUGAAGCCCGGAACAAGUCGCUCGUCGAGCAGAUCAACGCAGGUGUCUCAGAGGUCGACCGUCUCCGUCGACAGAACCAGUCGCUUGAAGGGCAGAACCAGUCGCUCGUCGAGCAGAACCAGUCGCUUGAAGGGCAGAACCAGUCGCUUGAAGGGCAGAACCAGUCGCUCGUCGAGCAGAUUCAGGCAGGUGUCUCCGAGGCCGGUGUCCUUGGUAAGCAGAACAAGUCGCUUGAAGAGCAGAACCAGUCGCUCGAGGCCCGGAACAAGUCGCUCGUCGAGCAGAUCAACGCAGGUGUCUCAGAGGUCGACCGUCUCGGUCGACAGAACCAGUCGCUUGAAGGGCAGAAGCAGUCGCUUAAAGGGCAGAACCAGUCGCUUGAAGGGCAGAACAAGUCGCUUAUGGAGCAGAUGAGGGAGCAGAGGUCGCAUCUCAAACAGUCGAUUCAAAAGACCCGCGACUCCAACCGCAAGCGAUCAAGCCGCGAUAGCAACAUGAUCGCCGUGCUCAAGAAUUGUAAUCGGAUUCACAAGCAGCGAAUGGAUGAUACGGCCAAGAAUCACCGGCAGUUUCGCCAACGUGCCACAGACAG
Molecule: messenger RNA, 1639 nt
Organism: Lecanosticta acicola
Lineage: Eukaryota; Fungi; Ascomycota; Dothideomycetes; Mycosphaerellales; Mycosphaerellaceae
Source: the annotation of a GenBank genome assembly